Messenger RNA from Oryza sativa Japonica Group (Japanese rice), 3434 nucleotides. RefSeq names its product probable L-type lectin-domain containing receptor kinase S.5. Lineage: Eukaryota; Viridiplantae; Streptophyta; Magnoliopsida; Poales; Poaceae. Gene Ontology annotation, biological process: protein phosphorylation. Gene Ontology annotation, molecular function: carbohydrate binding; ATP binding; protein kinase activity. Gene Ontology annotation, cellular component: plasma membrane. The record is from RefSeq and is a predicted model, not a curated record.
CAUCGCUUAGAAGAUACGCUCUUUUCGCUCCUUUUAAAUUUGCCAUGACACAAUUAUCAGUUUAUCACCACCGUGUCCAUUUUCCUUCUCUACGGUUCAAUUAGAGUUUUUCUUGUGGCUAUCCACCAGGCAAAGACAUUGCUCUCCAUUUCUAUGACGAGAAAUCAUUUAUAUUACGAGAAAUGGAGUAGUUCCCACAAAUUAUUAUACUUGAAUCACUAAUGCGACUUUUUUUUCUCAUUAAGAUAUAUAUUUUAUCUUGGUUUUCGUUAGCAUGCUUUUCAAACUAAUAAAUGUUGUGUUAUGUGUAAAAACUUUAUAUAUAGAAAUUGCUUUAAAAUAUCAAAUAUAUCCAUUUGUCAAGUUUGUAAUAAUUAAAACUUAAUUAAUUAUGUGCUGAUAGUUUUCUUGUUUCACAUACACCAAUUUAAUCCUCAUCUUCAUCAGUUUCAAAUUAGGUCUCGUUCUUUUCUCCAACGAGAAUUAGAUGAAGAUUAAGAUUUUCGUGGCACACUUUUUCAAACUGCUAAACGAUGCGUUUCGUGCGAAAACUUUCUAUAUGAAAGUUGCUCUAAAAUAUCAUAUAAAUCUAUUUUUCAAGUUUGUAAUAAUUAAAACUCAAUCAAUCAUACGUUAAUACCAUAUCGUUUUGCGUAAAAAUCUUAAUCUUCGUCUCUUCAGUAGAAAAGAACAACACCUUAGUGAUCGGGAGACCAUUUCCGCAUUGAUGACGAAUCUUGGUCUAUAAGAAAUUGUUUAGCUUCAAUAAUUUCUUCUCCAGUCCUUCAGAGUUCAGACUUGGCAAUAGCGAUAUGUCACUGAACAUUAUCUUCUUCUCCUUGAGUCCUCGUCCUUUGUAUAUGGAUCAAUGGAUGUCCUAUUUUAUAGGGGAUUACUAGUUUACUACUACACUUCAAAAUUCUUAAAUGGCAUUCUUAAUUUCUCUAAACUUCAUGUGAACGUCGAUUCCUCUACCUGAGUAUUUUCUAUGUUCAACUUCGUUGUUUAGUGCACACAUGUUUUGCGAUGGUUAGUCCCUUGCAGCUAGACAAUCUUAUGCCGUUGACUGACUCUUCGAAGUUCCAAGUUCCAAUUUGGCCACAAAUUCCUUUCACCAAAACUUUGUUUUGAAGGCAUAGCAUUACUGCAUCACAGAGAAGCUAUGACUACUAUGAAUUCAUCUCUUCUGCCUUCUUGCCGAUGCCUACCAGAAAACACCAAGAACCAUUUUGCUAGCCAUGGCAAUCCUCCACUCUACCACCUUUUGCUUUUCCUUUGUAGCUUCCCUUGCACUUAUCAUACUUGACAGAACGUGUAGCUGCUUACAGUUCACUUACCCAAGCUUUGGCACUCCCAACAAGGCCGAUUUCAACUUCAGCGCAGGCUCCGGAAUAGCAAAUGGAUCCCUGGUGAUCACACCGAGCACCGGCGACAUCAGCCACCGAUCGGGAAGAGUGCUCUACGCAAGGGAGACGCUCAAGCUGUGGAACAGCCGGCGAUCGGCGCUGACAUCGUUCAGGACGGAGUUCGUGCUCAACAUCCUUCCACGGAAUCAGACAGGAGAAGGAAUGGCUUUCAUCCUGACGAAUAACCCGGAACUGCCUACCGACAGCAGCGGGCAGUGGCUCGGCAUUUGCAACAACCGGACAGAUGGCGAUCCGAAGAACCGAAUUGUAGCCGUGGAAUUCGACACGAGGAUGAGCGUCAACGAAACUGACGGCAAUCACGUUGGGCUCGACAUCAACAGCAUCGGAUCUUUGGAUCCGUACCCUCUAAGCAAUGUUUCAUUAAUCCUCUCGAGUGGUGCUGAUGUACAGGUCAGGAUCACUUACAAUAGUACAGAGCAAGUACUGGUGGCAAUUUUAAUCCAGUUCGACACGACUGGGGCGCACUAUGGUUCCAAAGCUUGGUCCGUCGAUCUAUCACAAUUUCUAUUCGACGACGUAUAUGUGGGAUUUGCAGGUUCAACAGGUGAUUUCACCGAGCUGAACCAAAUAAAGUCUUGGAACUUUGCCACAAUCGACGACGAUAUCACGACCGGAAGAAGGCAUGGGAGAAAGGUGCUUCUGCCUCUCGUUGCCUUCAUACUAUUUGCUAUGUCUUCGUUUCUUGUGUUCUUGGUGUGGAGAAGGUCGACGCGGAAGAGAAGGCUCGCCUACCGCAACCUCGAGAAGAUGAUCGACGCCCAUGGCCCUGUCAAAUUUAAGCUCAAGGAGCUCAGGCGUGCGACUGCCAACUUCAGCUCCUCGCGCAAGCUCGGCAGAGGUGGCUUCGGCACCGUGUACCACGGCUACCUGAGCAGCAUGAACAUGGAGGUGGCCGUCAAGCGGGUGGCAGCGAACAACAAAUCCAGUUCCAACCGAGGAGAGCAGGAGUUCGUCGCGGAGGUGAACACGAUCAGCAAGCUCUCGCACCGCAACCUCGUGAAGCUGAUCGGGUGGUGCCACGAGGGAGGCGAGCUGCUCCUCGUCUACGAGUACUUCCCCAUGGGUAGCCUGGACAAGCUCCUGUAUGGCGGUGCUAGACCGGCUGAGCUGACCUGGGAGCGACGGUACAAGAUAAUCUGCGGCGUGGCGUCCGCGCUGGAGUACCUGCACCACGGGAGCAGCAGCCGGAUCCUCCACAGGGACGUCAAGGCGAGCAACGUCAUGCUCGACGAGGAGUACAGCGCGCGCCUCGGCGACUUCGGCCUCGCCCGUGUCAUCCACCUCGACGAGGUGACGCACCACUCGACGCAGGCCGUGGCGGGCACCCGCGGCUACAUGGCGUACGAGUGCUUCUUCACCGGACGCGCCAGCCUCGACACGGACGUGUACGCGUUCGGGGUGUUCGUCAUGGAGGUGCUCACCGGGAGGAGCCCGAGCAGCUCCGUGACGUACCACAACCGCCAGCAGGAGCAUGACCACGACGGCCGCCGCCAGCCGAUGUACAUCGUGGACUGGAUGUGGAGGCACUACGGCGACGGGACGGUCCUGGAGGCGGCCGACGCGGUGCUCGGUGGCGCGUACGACGAGGCUCAGGUGGAGCGCGCGGCGAGGCUGGCGCUGGCGUGCUGCCACCCCAGCCCGAGGGAGAGGCCGUCCAUGAGGACGGCCGUGCAGGUGCUGGUCGGCGGAGCCCCUGCGCCGGAGCCACCGUUCGAGAAGCCUGCGUUUGUUUGGCCUCCCGACGGCAAGCGGCAGGAGAUCGAGCUGCCGCACGUCGGCGUGCUGUUCACCGGAGGGCAGCUCAGUUUCUGCUCCAUGACAUCCACUUCCAUCACCGGGAGGUGAGUAUAGCAGAGAGUUGUACGCUUCGUACGGUCGUACCGCGAGCCGAGCCGCCGCGCGAUGAUUUGGUUUGUUGCCGUAUGUAAAAAGUGUAGCAGAGUUGCACGACUUUCUUGUUCUUGUAACUUGUUCGUAUCGUGUAACAUGUUCAGUUCUUGCUACUUA